GAUGGAAAUUCAAAAAAUGAGGGACUCUCCUCACAAAUAGCGCUCUGUCCGAGGACCGACGAGGAAACUGGGCUAAUCUUCGUCAUCAACGAGCUCGCUGGUCUGAGAAGAAAACCCUAGGACUUUUCCCAGCUCGUCCAUGGCUUUUCCUCAACACCAUUUCGACACGCAGACGCAGCUUCAGCUACAACAAUCCGAUCCCUUUAGCAACAGGAAUUUAGGUCCGAUGGACGGCCAGAUUUCGCCGCCGGUGGGGUAUUACGCGCCCAACAAUCUGCAAGAUCAGUCUCAGCAUCCUCCUUACGUUCCCCCUUUUCAUGUUGUCGGGCUUGCUCCGAUUCCAGUCCCUGGCACAGAUGGCACUGAUGGCGGGCAUGAUUUGCAAUUCAACUGCGGGUUGGAGACAAAUAGGAAAAAGCUGAAGGAGCAAGAUUUCUUUGAUAACAAUUCACAGAUAUCGUCCCUUGACUUCUUGCAAGCACGAUCUGUCUCGACAGGUCUAGGUUUGUCCUUUGAUAAUAACAAGAUGGUGUCUUCGGGAGACUCAGCCUUGUUGUCUCUCCUCAUAGACGAUGUUGAUCGUGAAUUACGCCAACAGGAUGCAGAGAUCGAAAGAUUUCUCAAACUUGAGGCUGAGCGGUUGCGACGAAAUAUUUUAGACAAGAUUCAGUCGAGCCAACUUCAGCACCUCUCCUUAUUGGAAGAUAAGGUUCUCCAGAAACUUCGCGAGAAAGAAAAUGAGCUCGAGAUAAUAAACAGGAAGAACAUGGAGCUCGAACAACAGGUGGAACAACUGACUGUGGAAGCUGGUGCUUGGCAGCAACAAGCCCGUUACAAUGAGAACAUGAUCUCUGCACUCAACUAUAACCUUCAAAAGAUUUACGCACAGAGCCGAGACAGUAAAGAAGGAUGUGGAGACAGCGAGGUCGAUGAUACUGCUUCCUGCUGCAAUGGCCGUGCCACGGAUCUGCACUUGCUCUGCAAAGAGAACGGUGAGAAGAGGGAUACGAUGUUGUGUAAGUUUUGCAGAGUGAAUCGAGUUUGCAUGCUGCUGUUACCUUGUAAGCACUUGUGUGCGUGUAGAGAGUGUGAGAGUAAGCUUAGUUUCUGCCCGCUGUGUCAAUCCUCAAAGUCUGCGGGUGUGGAGGUAUUUAUGUAAUAGCAUUGUUAUGUAAAGAAUUAACAAUAUAUCUUAGAAAUCAUUUAUCCCCUUGGAGCUCAUCUC
Molecule: messenger RNA, 1225 nt
Organism: Punica granatum (pomegranate)
Lineage: Eukaryota; Viridiplantae; Streptophyta; Magnoliopsida; Myrtales; Lythraceae
Source: RefSeq, a predicted model, not a curated record